GCUCGACCCCUGGUGCUUUCGUCUCUGUCAACUCCAAACUUACCGUUUAUACACUUCAUUCCAGGCAAACAAAAAAUGUCAGACACCCGCCUCACCAAGGCCCUGUUCAAGUUCAAGGCCCUGAAGACGACUCAGAAUGCAGAGGAGCUGGCCCAGGUCGUGCGCAUUGGGUCGCUGUACUCGAAGCGGGUGCUCCAGGAUAUCUACAGGGAGGACACCAGCUUUGGCUGUCUGUAUGAGCGCAAUCCGCGGACGCUGUGGGAGGACAUGACGCUGUGCCAUUUCCGUGCCUCAGUUGCAUUCGAGAGCGGCAACUACAUCGAUGCAUACACACAGCACAAGCAGUCGUUUGACAAGUUCAAUGUGGCCUUCCAGCGAAUGACACGUUGGGCCGUGCCCACUCUGCUGGCCAUGUGCCAGGAUCUCUGCAUGCUGGCGCGGCGGGCGGACCAGCAGCUCGCAGCCCAGGGCAUGGCGGCAAGCAAGCUGGAGGACGCAACCCGUGCGAUAAACACCGGCCUGUCGUCCUGCAUGAUCGACCGCGAGCCCGACCCAAGCAAGUCGCGCAAGUGGGGCAUGUACCGCCUGGCAAACCUGCUGCUGGCGUCGUACUUCCACCUGAAGGCCUACAACAUGUGCACCAGCACCAUCAAGGCCAUCCAGGCCAGCGACACGCCGCCCCUGGAGAACUUUCCAAUGUCCGACCAGGUGUCUUUCCGCUACUACAAGGGCGUGCUGGCUUUCCGUGACGAGCGCUAUGGGCUGGCCAAGGACGACCUGAUGUUUGCGCUGCAGCACUGCCUCCGUGGGUCGCCCCGAAACAAAACCCGCAUUCUGACCUUCCUGGUCCCGAUCCAGAUGAUGGAAGGCAUUCUGCCUAGCCUGCGCCUGCUGCAAAAGUACCCGGCCAUCGGCGGCCUGUAUGGCGACCUGGCAACGGCUGUUCGCCGCGGUGAUCUGCGCGGAUUUGACCACGUAUUGCAUGCCAAGGAGCGGCGGCUGGUGUCGCUGGGCACAUUCAUGGCCGUUGAGAAGGUGAGGGACAUUGCGGUCCGCGGUCUGUUGCGCAAGGCAUAUCUAAUUGGCGGCAAGGCCCCACAUGUGCCGUUCAGCAAGUUCCAGGCGGCGUUUGCUGCCUGCGGUCUGAGCCUGGACAUGCCUGAGGUCGAGUGCAUGCUGGCUGACAUGAUCUUCAAGGGAUACGUCAAAGGAUACAUGUCACAAUCCCAUGCCACCGCUGUCCUGAGCAAGGUGCAGCCGUUCCCGCCGCUGGCAGUGGUGCACAAGCGGUGAGCCAGUCACAGAUCUGCCAUGUGAUCUCCAAAUCGAGUGGCUUGUUUCUGGGCGCAGCCAAAGCCUG
Molecule: messenger RNA, 1360 nt
Organism: Linderina pennispora
Lineage: Eukaryota; Fungi; Kickxellomycota; Kickxellomycetes; Kickxellales; Kickxellaceae
Exons: 1
Coding region: 76-1293 (405 amino acids)
Biological process (GO): transcription elongation by RNA polymerase II; poly(A)+ mRNA export from nucleus; post-transcriptional tethering of RNA polymerase II gene DNA at nuclear periphery
Cellular component (GO): transcription export complex 2
Molecular function (GO): RNA binding; double-stranded DNA binding
Source: RefSeq, a predicted model, not a curated record